This is a messenger RNA of Thlaspi arvense, 478 nucleotides long. The record is from the annotation of a GenBank genome assembly. NCBI's taxonomy places the organism in Eukaryota, Viridiplantae, Streptophyta, Magnoliopsida, Brassicales, Brassicaceae.
AUGCGGCUCUGCUUCUGGCUUCUGUUGUGGUAUGUGUUUGACAUAGGUGUUAUGUCUUCUUGCUUCUGUUUGGGUGCUUCUUCCUCUUCCUCUCCGUAUCUUGCGGUUCUAAGUGAUGUGGCUCCUGCCUCUUGUGGCUCUGGCUCCUUCUCAGUUGUCUCUCACCGCCACCAGAAAUGGGGCCUCCUCUGUCCUUUGAUUCCUCCUCGGUUUCUAGUUCUCGGAGAUUUCAAGGCGGUGGCUCUAGAUCUGAUUUUAGUUAUGCUCAUAAACAUGGGACAAGCGAAUCCGAGGCGCAUCUUAAGGGACCAUGAGAGCUCGUGAAGUUUUCACUACCCACUGGAGUUUCAGCUCCACUGUAAAUAACUCCAGCGUAUAAGUCUGAAGAUAUACUUAAAAGAACAAAAGAAACGUUCUUGAUUUAUACAAUAUUGGUUUUAAUAAGUAAAGAGAAGAGUAAAAGCGCGAAAAGUACAUU